Phoenix dactylifera (date palm) is the source of this 3678-nucleotide messenger RNA. The record is from RefSeq and is a predicted model, not a curated record. Lineage: Eukaryota; Viridiplantae; Streptophyta; Magnoliopsida; Arecales; Arecaceae.
UUUCAGCCUUUUCUUUAAGCCAGAAUUUGUGAUAUUAUAGAACUAAUCUUGGAAGGUUUAGGGUAAGUUUCAAUUUUUCUGAAAUUUUAGAGAUAUUGGGCAAGAUUCUCUGUGUUUUGAUGGCGAUCUUGAGACAUGCAAUUUCUUCCCUGUUUUAAUCCAAAAAUUUUAGCUUUAAAUUGGACGAGUGUUUUAAUCUAAAAUUUUAAUUGGAAAUUGCUAACUCAUGGAUCCAAAGUUUGAAAAAUCUUGAAGGAUGUUAGCUUGGUCAAUUAAAUCGUUGAAGUGGCCUAAUAUGCAGGGAAGAGUAGAAGAGAGUACUGGCCUUAUUUAGUGUUUUAGUAUAAUUUUUAAUGAGAUUGUGCUAAUAAUACUUUUUCUUGGAUCCAAAAAGUUUUAAGUAUAAUUUUAUAAGGGUAGUAUGGUAAAUCGCUAUAUUAUUAUAGCUCUAUAAAGCAGGGCAGAUUAUAAAGCCCUGAUUUCGAUUAAUUAUUGCACUACUUAGAUAUAAAAUUAGUUUCUAAAAUAUGGGAUAUUAGAAGUGGGAUGAGUUACUUGUUAAACCUAAAUUAAUAAUUUUUGGGAGUUAUAAGUAUCUAGAAUUAAUUAUGUAUAAAAGGGUGGAUCGAUAGAAAGCCACUAUUUAACUCCCAAUUAGUUUGUUUUAGGUUGAUUUUGAAGUAUCGAUUAUUAUGUUUUUAUUCGAUAGGUUGUUACCUUACAUGCUCGUUGGGUCCAGCCGUACAUGUGUGUAGUAGAUUGUUGUAUUCUUGAGCUUGAGUUUAGAUUAGGGCUUGACCCGAGCUGGCCAGAAAUAUAAAUUUAGACUGUAUGAUUAAAUUCAAGACAUAGUAAUUGGCUAGGUUAGGCCCAUACGUAAAUGGCUAGGUUAUCCAAAACAAUGUUAGGGUACUUUUAGACUAAUGAUAUUGAUAGGGUCCAACUACUUUCUUCCUUCAUUCCUUCAUUCCCAAGGAAGUCCACAACUAGGUAGUUAAUUUUAAGAAGCAUCUAUAUCAUAAUGAAAGUGCUUCAAAACUCCUCUAAAAUGCAUAGAAAGUGCUUGGCAACUUCACAAUCAGUCGAUCUAUCACCAUAUUUGGCAACAAAUUCAGGAGUCGCACCAAUCUUGCUGCCUAGCAAGUGGAUAAUUGGGUAUUACUAUAAAUAAAUGGGUUGAUAAAAUCCCUAGACAAGCAUAUAUAAAAUUACGUUACGAAUGAUGGGACAAAAAUUGUAGCCUCAUGAAAUGCAAGUCAAAUAUAUAGAAUUAUAUACUUAAUAAGUUUUUUUUUCUUUUUCUCUUUCUCAUUAUAAUAAUACCAUGAUUUCUUAAUUAAGAUUAAGAUUUAGAUUCUCUCGAAGAUGGUUAUAUUAUCUUCCGUUUAACCUCUAGCGCAAAGAGCUGAAUUUUCUCAUGGUACUUCUCUUUUGCUAGAAGCAAUGAGUCAGAAAACUCUAACCUUUUUUGUUUUUUGGAAAAUAGAUUCAAACCAUUUAUCGGCUCAUUGUGUUAAUUGUUAAAAUUUGGUUUUAGAGGAAUUAGUAUGACAUGCUGGUGUUGUGUUGAGAAAAAAAUGAGAAGUUCGAAUCUAACUAGAUGGAGAAGGCCCGUAUGCAUGUUAGAAACCAAUUCAACUUAAAAGCUUAAAGAAAUUGAAUUCAACUAGGAGGAGAAGGCCAAGCCACAUAAUGUCCAAAACUUUUGAAGUUUUGGACCAUCGAUCACUUUAACGAUUACACCAAGCCACAUAAUGUCCAAAACCACCUCAUUUUCUUGGCAAGUUUCUAAGCGUCUUCGAGCUGACUUCGAUGACUUUUAAGGUGGUUGACCACGCCUCCAAUUAACUUCACCUCCCGGUGAGCUUAGCAAAAUGGACUUCUUACAUUCCUAGAGCACAAAAGUCCUUGCGUCAAAGCUAAGCAAAUGAAGAUAUGCCAAUUAUUGGUGAGGUAACUGCACACGGGAAUGACCAGAACCUAAUCCUUUGAGUGGGGAAAUUGUUGUCUCUUUCUUGGUGGGGCUGUAAUUCUUUAUCUUCUCCUUGUAUCAUCUAUCAAGUAUAGUUUCAUAUUAUAAGUAGAAAUAUCUUCCUGUCUUCUAUAAACUAUAGUUUCAUAUUAUGUGUACAAAUAUCUUCCUGUCUUCAUGAAGAUUGAAGACAUAUUGGUUUGCAGCUCUACAUAUAUCAUAACUUUUCUUGUAGCUUCUCUUCAAUGGAAGACCAAUCUAGGUCUGGUUUUGAUGGAACCCAAGCACCUCGGACCCAAGGUCACAGCAUCGGGCCAUCGACAUCAGGCUCGAUGAAAUUACCUGGAUAUAUUCUUCGUAUUGUAGCCAUAGUUUUGACGUUUGUUUCAGCAAUUGUCAUGGGAGUUGCCAAGGAGCCUGUGACAGUCAUCGAAUCCAAUAAUUCCGGCCAGACAGUGAAUACUUUCACUGGCUCAAUCCGGACCAGAUACUCCUCCGCCUUUGUGUACUUCAUUGUGGUUAAUGUGAUUGUACUAAUCUACUCAAUAAUCUCGCUUGCAAUGGCUCUUCUAAAUAGAGGUGGCUCAAGAAGAAUAGCUAUGCACUUGUCCAUUGCUGAUUUGGUCAUGGUAGUUCUCCUCUUCUCCUGUAAUGGUGCGGCAGCUGCGAUCAGCGUCGUCGCCGACAAGGGGCUAAUACGAUUUGCUUGGCCCAAAUUUUGUUAUGCACUCCAUAAGUUCUGCGGGCAUAUUAAGGCUUCCAUCAUCUUGUCAAUGUUUGCAUCAAUGGCUUAUAUGCUGCUAGUUGGACUUGGGAUCAUCGAUCUCCACAUGAGGUUUCAAUAUGCUAACAUUUCUCAUUUCCAUCUCUCUCAUCUCAUCUCUUUCUUCCUAUCAUCUCCCUCUGUGUCUCUAAGUUUGGGAAUGGAGUCCCAGUUCAAGCCUGGAUUUGAUGGAACACAAGCGGCUGCGAGCCGAGCAAACGAAGCUGCAGCGGCAUCGCCGAGCCUGGUAAGACUGCCUGGUUUCGUUCUCCGCGGUAUCGCGAUAGUUCUGACGUUCAUCUCUGCGAUCGUAAUGGGUGUCGCCAAGGAGGAUGUUACAUUGAUUGUUGGAAGUGUUGAUUCUACCACUACAAUUUCCUACAAUGCAUCAAUCAAGUCAACCUACUCCGCUGCAUAUGUGUACUUUAUAGUGGCCAAUGUGCUCGUAUUCGUGUACACUCUGAUAUCCUUAGUGAUAUCUCUUGCAAACAGAUCUGGCUCAAGAAGCAUGGAGCUGCCAUUGAACAUUGCAGAUCUAUUGAUGGUAGCUCUCCUCUUCUCGAGCAAUGGCGCGGCGAUUGCAAUUGAUAUUGUGGCUGAACAUGGGCAGUCACGCUUGGGAUGGGGUAAAUUUUGUGGUGAUGUUCAUAAAUUUUGUGGGCAUGUUGCAGCAUCCAUUGUCUUGUCGAUGAUCGCCUCUCUAGCUUACAUGAUACUUGUUACAAUCACUAUGGUUGGUCUUCACAAGGGAUCUCAGUAAAAUCUGAGAUCAGUGACUUUAUCUAGGUUUGCUUAUGGAUAUGUUUUGGUUGUUACAGAAGAGGAGUGGAAUUGUAUUUGAAAAUGUUGUGUUAGGUAUUAUAUUUAUACUCUGAUUCGCCGUUUGUCAAAAUUGGGUGUAACAUUGCAUUAAUAAGAUAUCUCAUCCUGGAAAUCUUAAAUA